Messenger RNA from Daphnia magna, 1850 nucleotides. RefSeq lists its product as uncharacterized. NCBI's taxonomy places the organism in Eukaryota, Metazoa, Arthropoda, Branchiopoda, Diplostraca, Daphniidae. The record is from RefSeq and is a predicted model, not a curated record. Bases 991 to 1791 code for a protein of 266 amino acids. The transcript has 4 exons.
AUAGACCUUUUCGCUUCUUUUCCCUAUUCAAUAACUUGAUUCGUGGCAGCUGAAAAUGGCAAAACUCGCAUCUGCUGAACGAAUGUUCGAGCGAGAGGAACGUUCGGAACGAUGGAUGAAUGGAUUCAGUUGUUGUAAAUUUCCCCACCACUUACUUACUGAGCUAAAAAUACGUUACAUAUUUCAGUACACACCACAAUUGAUGAUUGUGUAUUUAGCGUUUCCUCUUUCAAAAGAAGUUGUUUUGCGGAAUGCAUUCACCGCCCUUUUCAGUGAUGGUUAUGCAGUUGUGGUACGUUUCAAUGUCGUGGUGCAAACGGUAUAAAGAGAACUCAUUUAUCACGCAUGCCAUAUGUUCGUGAUGACCGCGGAAACCAAAUUAACGUAAUGCAAUUGCUUUCCUUUUAGACCAAAACCAUCAUUUCAGAACAAAAACCAUAAUUCUCCUAUUCUUUUCAUACGCCAUGCUUUCAUUUUCAGUGUCCCGGAAUUACAAAACCAACAAAUUUUGUUCAGUGUCGUUACGAACCUAUAAAAACAGUGAUGACCUAUAGGUCAUCAGUCAUCAUCAGUCAUCAGUGUUUAUAAGCCUGGCCGCUAAUAUAGACCGGCAUUCCCUUAAAAUAAAAUAUACAAUAAAUAUUUUGAAAAAUUAAAAGAUUGAUAGUCCAUAAACUAUAGCUACAGACAUCAGCUAACAAAGAAGAUCCGUUAAUCUGCUUUCUAGUUGCAGUAGCACAUUUGGCAUUUCAGAAGAAAAACGAUUUAUUACCCGUUAUGUUAAUCAAGCCUAAUACCAAAAGGUAGCCAAUUGUUUCCUGGGGGAAAACGAUAGAAAAUCGACCAAACGAUUUUUUCGAGCUGUUGAUUCAUCAUUGACGGACAUUUGCACCUAUAAAAAUAGGUGGUGAUUAGAACUUGAAUCAACAGUAUUCGCUGAUCUUGAAGCAAGUUUCUUCUUUUCUAGAACAACAAAAACGAUCUUUAAAAAUGGCACAUUUCUGGAUACUAUUCAUUUUGCCUCUUAUUGCUGCCGACCAGCGAACAACAGUCAAUUUCCCAUCGAAUUCGGGCAGCUCGUCUACUCAGAAAAGAGACUCGAAUGGUGGCCAAUCGGAUAAUGGAGGGAACGGACAGGAAUCGUACUACCGAGUCCCGAACCCUGUACUACCAGAACGAUCACCAAUGAUGGGUGGUCAGCCAAAUGUGGACGUGGCAGUAGCUCAAACUUUCGCCAAUCCAAACAUGAUGGGCUACUACAGGAAUCCAGUAGUUAGUGGAGCUUACGGACCCCCUGAACCCCAGGCGUUCCAGCCGGUCGGUCCAGGUGCCGUCUUCCCUCAAGGAACAGCUGAUGUUCCAAACUUUUACUUCAACGCAGGCUUCAAUAAAGGUCUUGGAUUCCGCGUUCCCGAUGCUCUGACCGGUGCCAACUACUUGGGAGCUGGCCAGCACACUCCACUGGGAGAUUUGUGGGCCACUAAAGCUGAAUUAUUGCCAGCCAUUUUCAAGACGGGCUUUUUCAUCACGGCAAUCAUCGUCAUUUUGAAAGUGAUUGUAUUUUUAGUCCACGCCAAGACUCUUCUCUUGCCUUCGCUCAUUCAUUCAGUGGCGAAGCCAGCUGUUCCAAUCGUCUCCAUUACGGCCGAUCGUUCAUCUACCAAAACCGACGAAAGCACACGCGCAAAAAGAGAAGCGUCCGGCAGUCCGGUUGUCGAUCCCGACAUGGACUUUGAUCAGAUUCUGUCUCAAUUGGAAACGAUUCGAUCCCGUUUCGAACAGCACGACUGAGACCUUCCAAAAAUGACGCACGAAUUUUUGCCCUUAUUCUAAUAUUUAUACGCAUUGAU